AUGGAAGGUAUUAGUAGCAGCAACAAUAAUGGCAGUUGUGGCAUUAUGAAUAAAAAUAAUUCAAAUAUAGAGAAUAAAUUAAAUUUUAUCAAUCUAACACAAAAUAGUGAUGGUGACGAUGAUGGAAAGGAAGAUAGCAAUGUUAAAGAUAUUCAAACAACGGCUACUGAAAUUGAAAAGGCUGCUGAUGCUAAAGCCAUUAAUAUUAAUCAAACCAUAUCGGAAACAAUUGAUGAAUCUCAAGAUAUAGCCCAUUUAAAUAAUGUAGUUGAAAAAUACCAAUUCACAAUAGAAAAAAUAACAAGAGAAUUGGAUCAACUACAGCUAGAAAUGUACAAUGACAUAGAAAAAGAUGAAGAGGAAAGACAAGAAAUUGUAAGUACCACCAGUAAAUGGACCUGA
This is a messenger RNA of Entrophospora sp. SA101, 402 nucleotides long. Lineage: Eukaryota; Fungi; Glomeromycota; Glomeromycetes; Entrophosporales; Entrophosporaceae. The record is from the annotation of a GenBank genome assembly.